AUGCCUCCUGUGCAUGAGGAAUGGCGAAUGUUGGAGAGCGGCGCAAAGACCGGGUGGCUCUUCAAUUAUCAUCCAACAACAGUGAUGGCAACAGAAGAGUCAUCUGUGGAGCGUCAGGGAAGUUCAGUGGCCCGGGCAGCACUUGUACUUCUCUUUCAAGAUCAUGAGGGGGAAAUAUUUUACGUGAAUCUCUUUUAUAAUCCUUACUUUUUUAUUUCUGUUGUGGAGGGACAUGAACAUGAGGUGGAGCUUGGUUUAAUGUCACUCUUUGGCCCACAAUUAAUAUUUCACAUUGAAACCAUAGAAAAAGAAGAUUUGGAUCUUAUUAAUCAUUUAAGUGGACGUAAACGUUUAUAUCUCAAAGUAGUCUUUCGAAGUGUACAAGACUUAACAACUGUUCGUGGUCGAUUAGAUAAAAUUGUAAAAAGAAAUGCUUCUAUGGGAGCUUUAAACCCACUUUUAAAUCCUUUUGAUGGAUCUCUUGGAGAUAUAAUGGCAAAACCAUUUGAAGAGGAUGUCUUAAACAGUAAUGUUUCUUCCGAUCGUUGGUUUGAUUGGGUACAUGAAAUGCGUGAAUAUGAUGUUAAGUAUCAUAUGCGUGUGGCGAUUGAUCUUGGGGUUUUUGUUGGAUUAUGGUAUGAUGUUACCGUACGUGAAGGUGAGGCACAAGUCACUCGUUGUGAUGAUAGUGCGUAUGCACCGGCAAUGCCUCGUAUAUGUGCUUUUGAUAUUGAAACAACAAAAGCUCCACUUAAAUUUCCACAACCGGAAGUAGAUCAGAUUUAUAUGAUAUCUUAUAUGUUAGAUGGUCGUGGAUAUCUUAUUGUAAAUCGUGAAAUAGUGACGAUGGAUAUUCAUCCUUUUGAAUAUACACCCAAACCAGAAUAUGAAGGUAUAUUUGAAACUUUUAAUGAAGUUGAUGAAAAAUCUCUUUUACGACGGUUUUAUGAUGAAAUGCGAAAAUAUCAACCUAAUGUGUAUGUGACUUACAAUGGUGAUUAUUUUGAUUUUCCAUUUAUUCAUGCACGUUCAAUUUUUCAUAAAUUAAGUAUGCGAGAAGAAAUUGGUUUUACACAAAGUACGGAUGGAGCUUUCUUAAAUCAAAAAAUUCCACAUAUUGAUUGUUUUUAUUGGGUUAAACGAGAUAGUUACUUACCUCAGGGAAGUCAAGGACUUAAAUCGGUAACAAAAUACAAACUUGGUUAUAAUCCUAUUGAAGUAGAUCCAGAAGAUAUGCUUCCAUUAGCACAAACAAAUCCACAACAAAUGGCAUCUUAUUCUGUAUCUGAUGCUGUGGCAACAUGGUAUCUUUAUCAGAAAUAUGUUCAUCCAUUUAUUUAUUCACUUUCAACAAUUAUUCCAAUGUCACCAGAUGAUGUGUUACGUAAAGGAUCUGGUGGUCUUUGUGAAUCUUUAUUAAUGGUACAAGCUCAGGCAAAUAAUGUUAUAUUUCCAAAUAAAAAGGAACAACAAUUGGAAAAAUUUUUUAAUGGUCAUCUUAUUGAUAGUGAAACAUAUAUUGGAGGUCGUGUAGAGGCUCUUCGUAGUGGAGUUUAUCGUAGUGAUAUUCCUCUUAGUUUUAAUAUGAGUCCUGAUAUGUAUCAAAAACUUAUUGAUGAUCUUGAUAGUGCCUUAGAGUUUGCCUUGGAGGUUGAAAAUGGUGUAAAGAUGAAUGAAGUAACGAAUUAUGAAGAAAUACGUGAAAAGAUAAAAGAAAAAUUAGGCUAUUUAAGAGAUAAUCCACGUCAAGAGUCUGAUCCUAUUAUUUAUCAUCUUGAUGUUGGUGCCAUGUAUCCUAAUAUUAUUCUUACCAAUCGUUUACAACCAUAUGCUAUUCCAAAAUCUGAUGUCUGUGCAGGUUGUUGUUUUAAUACACCUAAUAAUGAACAUCUUUGUAAACGGCCAAUGACUUGGAAAUGGAGAGGUGAAUUACUUACGGCUGGUCGUCAUGAAUAUCAGAGAAUAAAGGCACAAUUGGAAAAUGAAUCUUUUGCAGCUAAUGCUAUUGAGCAAGCAAAUUUAUCGGCAGUUCAAAAAAAAACAUAUGGAAAUCGUAAAGGGAAUGUAUUGGAAGGAACAACAUUUGAGAGGAAACAGUCCAUGUCUUUUAAACAACGAAAUAAUAAUUUUGGAGGAUCAAAUGGUGUUGGUGGUGGUGGUGGUGGUGGAUAUAGACAUGAAAGUAAGUUUCAGAAACAAGAAUCAAAGAAUGCAUUAUUAUCUAAAGAAUAUUCAAAGAAAAAAGAUGAAAAUGAUAGUGAUGAUGAUAACAAUAAUGAUAGUGAUGAUGGUGAAGAAGGUGGACUUAAAGCAUAUCAUAAACUUCAAGAGUCUACAAAGUUUAAUAUGUUAAAAAAGCGUCUCUCUGAGUAUAGUAGAAAAGCUUAUGGAAAAAUACAUGAAUCUCGUGAAAUUAUGCGAAGUGAUGUGGUAUGUCAACGUGAAAAUUCUUUUUAUGUUGAUACCGUACGUUUAUUUCGUGAUCGUCGAUAUGAAUAUAAAUCAGCUCUUAAGACAUGGAAAAAACGAUUAGAUGCUGCUAAAGAUGUGGAUGAGGUAAAAUUAUGUAAAAGUCGUUGUGUACAGAUGGAAUCACUUCAAUUAGCACAUAAGUGUAUUUUAAAUUCUUUCUAUGGAUAUGUGAUGCGUAAAGGAAGUCGUUGGUAUAGUAUGGAAAUGGCUGGUAUUGUAACCUAUCUAGGUGCUACUCUUAUUCAAAUGGCUCGUGCUCUUAUUGAACAAAUUGGUGUAACGCUUGAACUAGAUACGGAUGGUAUUUGGUGUUGUCUUCCAAAUAGUUUUCCAGAAAAUUUUACCUUUACAACAUCUAAUCCAUCUAAAGCCAAGGUAUCUAUUUCUUAUCCUUGUGUUGUUCUUAACAAGAUGGUACAUGAUGGUUAUUCAAAUCAUCAAUAUCAAACAUGUAUUUCUCCAGGUGUGUAUGAACGUCGUAGUGAAUGUUCUAUUUACUUUGAAGUGGAUGGACCUUAUUUAGCCAUGUUACUUCCAGCAAGUCGUGAAGAAGGUAAAAGUAUAAAAAAACGUUAUGCUGUUUUUAACCCGGAUGGAAGUCUUGCAGAAUUAAAAGGAUUUGAAUUAAAAAGACGUGGUGAACUUAUGCUUAUUAAAGAUUUUCAAUCUCAAGUAUUUCGUCGUUUCCUUGAUGGUAAAUCUCUAUCCGAGUCCUACGCAUCUGCAGCUGUGGUAGCGAAUGCCGCUCUAGACAUGUUGUAUACAAAAGGUGAAGGAUAUGAAACGGAAGAAAUAUUAGAGAAAUUAUCAGAGAGUAGUAAUAUGACCAGACGCCUUUCAGAAUACCCGGAAUCACAGAAAUCAUUAGCCUUAACAACAGCCAGACGAAUUGCAGAGUUUUUAGGACCACAAAUGGUAAAAGAUAAGGGACUUGCCUGUCAUUUUGUGAUCUCUCGUCUCCCAUCUGGUAGACCCGUAACAGAGCGACCGAUUCCCCUUACUAUUUUUCGUGCUGACCCAACACUACGUUCACACUUUCUUAGAAAAUGGACAGGUGAUAACUCACUUCCUGUUGAUGCUGAUUUACGACACUUAUUAGAUUGGGAUUACUAUAUUACUCGUUUUAAUGCUUGUGUACAAAAAAUUAUUACAAUUCCAGCAGCUUUACAACAUGUUCCUAAUCCAGUACCACGAGUACCUUAUCCAGAUUGGCUACAUAAACGUGUUCAACAACGAAGUUCUAGAUUUCGUCAAAUAAGUCUUAAAGGAAUGUUUUCUCAAGUUAAGGAAGCGAAUGAAGGUAAUAUUACAGAUGUUGAGGAACUUGUAGCAGAUGAUAAUAAUAAUAUUAAUAGGAAAGAACUUGGUAAAGUGGAUAGAGAAAAUAAAAACAGAGAAGAUGGUAAAUAUUCUGAUAAAGAAGAUGAUAGUGAUUGGUGUGAUGAUGUUGAUGAUGAUGCAUCAGAAAAUGAAGCAGAUCACAUACGUCAGGAAGAAGAAAAAGAAGCAGAAGCACGUGCAGAAGCGGCAGUAACUGAACUUAAAACGAAAUAUUUCUCUCCAAAAAAUACCCAAGUACUUGAUGCCGCAUUUUUUGCUUCUCCUGGUGUUUCAUUAUGGUUACAGCAACAAAAACAAGCAUGGAUACAUCGGGCAAAAUUACGUCGUGAAAUGAUUUCAGAUUCUAAUAAUCAUAAUCAUAAUAAUAAUCAUCAAUUAUCUGGAGAUGGUGGGGUUGGUAUGAAUAAUAAUCACUUCUUUGACGUUAAGUCUAAAGCGCUUUCUACGGCAUGGCAUAUUCUGGAAGUACGACCAGAAAAAAAAGAAACAGGUAUGGUAAUAAUAAUUGCAGCACUUGAAAAAACACUCUAUACAUUUAGGUGUAUUGUUCCUAGGUUUGUUAUUGUGGAUGCUGAACCACAGUUUAAUGCUCCUAAUGCUAAGGUAUUGAAUAAUGGACGAGUACUUCCAAGAGGAAGAAGCGCAAAACGUUUACUAGAGGUAGAAAUACCUCCAGGAAAUGAAGGGGAACGAAUGCUUAAUGAACUUUUAUGUGCCCGAGAAGAUAUUCUUGCUCUAUAUGAAAAUCAUAUUACUCUUGAGGAAACUUUAAUUGAAAAAAUUGGUUGUUGUGCAAUGGUAAAAGCAGAUACUCAUUUAAAUAAUAUUCAACGACGUUCUUCUAUGAGAGGAGAUGUAUUUGAAAUACAAGAAUUAGAAAGUUUAACGACUACAAAUUACCUUCAAAAUUGUAAUGAUCGAUUUGUUUUUGUAUUUCAUGCUUCUUCUGACACUCGUGGUAUGUUGGGAGUGGUUAAUCGUCAUGCAAAAACUGCUGUGGUUAUUAUUAUACAACCAGCAUCUGCACAUAUACCUUCAAUAAACUGGGAUACACUAUUUUUAGAAACGGCAAAGUCUCUAAAUACGACUGCAGAAUCUAUUCAAGUUGUGAUGGAAGUUGCACCAGAUAUUUCCACAGCAUGGAAGCAUAUAUAUCGUGUUCUUAGUGAAAUCUUAGAGAGUGGCAAAUCUCCUUUGUUUGCAGUGGUACAGAGUAGUCUAUCUACUCCAUAUCUCCUUGAACAUCGUUAUUUACCCCAAUCUCUUCCAUAUCUUCGUGUACUUGGGGCGUCUGAGGACGAGCGGCUUCUCGUGGAUCCCUUCCGCUGGACGCGGCUGCUGGCGCGACGUCUUGUGCAGCGCUACGGGGCAUCGCUGCUGUGGGUGGAGGAGCGCCUCGCCUUCAGCCGCGUCUCCGGCGUGCCGCUCUGCAAUCUCGCCCACGACACGUGCGUGCAUGUGUGGGACGUUCUCUUCGCCCGCGCCCUCCACGCCCGCAGCCACGUGCUGUGGGACCCGCGCGCCCCGGCCGUCGCCUGCGAGGCCGCAGAGGAGAGGCCCCGGCGGGUCGUUCUCCCCGGCGGGUACGUCUCGUGGGCCGUCGAGUUCUCACUCGCCAGACUAGACGUUGUGGCGCUCCUCUUUGCACAGACAAUAGAGGAGGGAGACGAUCCAAACACACACACACUAUGCGAUCGAGGGGUCACAUCACAUUUUAAUAUACUCCGAGACGUCGUUGCCGAUGUACUCGGGCGGGUGGCUACGAAUAAUGUCGCAGACGCCCUCCUUGCAGGAUUCCCACGUUGGAUUCGAGACCCAGCCGCACGUGUAUAUGAACCACGAUUGCUGGAGCUCGUCAGUAAACUCGCCCAUCGUGCACUUACGGCGGUUCUCAUUCGACUGGCAAAACUUGGAGGACGGACAGUAAAAGUAGAUGGUGAUUCCAUCGUUGUAUUGACUCCAAAACAUACUAUACAGGAUGCAAUUAGCUUUGGUAAAUUUUUAGUAGAUUCUUUGCAAGAUCAACCCAUGAUGUUACUACUAUCUCUUCAACCUAUUCGUUACUGGUGUCCCUUUGUUGUACUUGACAAGCAAGACUUUGCGUGUCUUUGUAUAUCUAGUGAGAAUGCUAUACGUAUGCAAAACCAUGAACAUAUUUCAGUUGAAGAAAUGGAAUUAGAAUUAGCACUCACAAUAUGGAGUAAACUACCAAAAAAAGUGAAAAAUAUUUUUAUGCACCGUAUAGAAAAAACAUUAAAGUUAAUAUCCGAAAUUCGUUUUUCUGUUUUGCAUGAUGUUCAGGUUGAUCCUACCAUUGUACUUGCUACAAGGAGUGAACAAAUUCUUUUGCGGAUUGUAAAAAAUUUUAAGUCAGCAAUUGAGCACAAAGUACAUGCAGAACUCAUAGAUGAAGUUCAUGUCCUCAUGGAACGUAAAGAUCUUUAUGAGGAAAAAGAAUUGCCAAAUGGUGAGAAUCCUUUACCUAGUGGAGCUGUGGCCCUCGAGUACACCAAAUCUAUUUGCCGUUUCCUUGAUUUAUUUCCAAAUGAAGGAUCAGUGGGUAAAAUGCGUAAUAAUUGUUUGCGUCUAUGUGGAGUGAGUCCAUUUUCUCAAUUGGCACAGAUUACUCCAGAUGUUGAUGCUGAAUGCCGUUUGCUUAUGGUAAGGUGCAGUUUUUGUAACCUGGACUUCUUUAUUAACCUUGGUGAACAGGAAAAACGGUUUCGUUGUAACAAGUGUCAAGCCCCUAUUUCUGAAGCGUCUGUAGAAUCUCAUUUGGUACGUCGUGUUAAUGCCAUAGUUACAAACUACCUGCAGCAAGACUUUACUUGCAGUAAGUGUCAUGAAGUUGCGUCAACUUUUAUGAGUCAAAGCUGUUGUGGGCCUCUUGUAGGCAAAGGGAAACCAAUUACAAAUCAGCUACAAGCGUUAAAAAAGAUUGCUCUAAUUCAGGGAUUCAAUUGGUUAAAGGAAGCCGUAGAUGCGGCCCUGUGUUAUUCUUAA
Messenger RNA from Trypanosoma theileri, 6816 nucleotides. Its product is annotated as putative DNA polymerase epsilon catalytic subunit. Gene Ontology annotation, cellular component: epsilon DNA polymerase complex; nucleus. NCBI's taxonomy places the organism in Eukaryota, Euglenozoa, Kinetoplastea, Trypanosomatida, Trypanosomatidae. The transcript has a single exon. The record is from RefSeq and is a predicted model, not a curated record. Gene Ontology annotation, biological process: mitotic cell cycle; leading strand elongation; DNA replication proofreading. Gene Ontology annotation, molecular function: DNA-directed DNA polymerase activity; zinc ion binding; nucleotide binding. The coding region runs from base 1 to 6816 and encodes 2271 amino acids.